Salvelinus sp. IW2-2015 is the source of this 4153-nucleotide messenger RNA. Lineage: Eukaryota; Metazoa; Chordata; Actinopteri; Salmoniformes; Salmonidae. The record is from RefSeq and is a predicted model, not a curated record.
CGUUUUAGACGACGAUUUCCAACAAGAACAAUUAGUGGAACAAUUAGUGGGUUUGUUUUUCCAAUGUUUUUUUCCCACCCAAGACAAAUAAAUGCUGUAUGUAUAAAAUGUACUGAACACACGUAAUAAAAUGCCUAGAAUAAAUGUGUCUUUAAUAAAAUGCAGUUAUUGUCUAUUAUAUGAUCUUGCUCUGUAUAGCCUUUGCAACAAACGGCAGAUAACGCUACGUUAUUUAUAAGGGGUCUAGGCAAUACAAUUAUGGUAAUUAUAUGGCUUUAUAGGCUACAGUGUGCGGCAAAAUGUCAACGACCAGGCAAGGCUACAGUAAUAAUGAGAGAGUAGUUUAAUUGAGAGAGUAGCGUCAUGAGGGCACCUGCCAUUUAGAAAAUAUAGGCUAAUCCCUGUGCGCAGUGUGUUCGAACCUGGCUUCUAAUAUUGUGCACCCUUGCAGCAGUGCACACUCGUAAAUUAACCCUUUGUCAUAUUAGCGAUAUGAGUUCUAUACUGUAGGCCUACAGGAAUACUCCCCUUUAAGAACGCACGACCGUGAGCGUGGUAGACGUGGGCGUGUGUCGGUUUGUUAAUAAAGCGUCACCUGACCCUGGCCUAACACUAACUGCACUGAGGGAAGAGAGGAUAGAAAGGCAGACAGAUAGACACUCUAAAUAAAUAAACGAACGAGUGAAUUAAAUACACAAUUAUUUCCAACAUCUCCAUCUUCAUAUAGUAGCCUAUUCCGCGUUCUUGGAUUGGUGCGCCGGUCAGUGUUUGCUAAUGCCACAGGGGGAAGAGGCGCAUCUGCUGUAGACAAAGAGAGAAGGGCAACGCGCCUAUCAGACAUUCCUGAUCAGAAAAAAAGAUCCGGUAGGAAUAUUUUAACCCACGAGCCGACAAGGACACUGUGCGUCAUUACUACAAAAAGCUCUACAUCCUACCCGUGCAUUUACCUCCUCCGGUUUACCGUUUUGCGUGCGUUGUGGGGAGUGGAAACACUUGACCGUCAAUCCGAUGUUCCUGCAAAAAGGAUAAGGGAAUAUUCUGUGGAUUUUUGAUGAAGUUUGGACAUUUGGCCAAAUCCAUUCAUUCCGAGGACAAGAAGCGCUGCGCGGUUGCAACGUUUUCGAUCUCCUGAUUGUUUCUUUGUUAGGCCUAUUGCUUUAUUGCUGUGGUGCGAGGAAAUAUAUUAUAUUGCCCACGUAGUGUUACGUAAGAGUGGCGUUAUCCAAGGUGCUGAACUGGACGUUAUAACGGGACACAAGGCAAGGGAAGAGAGCAAUCUUGCAAGGUCACAGGCCUAUCCGUGAGGGAUUUGGAGAGGACCGCACUGCACUGGCAUCGUUGAUACCCGUAUUCCUGUAGGAAGACCGCCUUUUCAUAUUUUUUUUUCUCAUUAGUGAAAUAAGUUCUUGAGGUGGUCGACUACACGGGGAGAAAAUGUCGGGGCAGACGCUCACGGAUCGUAUUGCCGCUGCGCAGUACCAGUUAACGGGAUCAGAGGUAUCUCGCGCCGUCUGCAAAGCCACCACUCAUGAGGUGAUGGCGCCCAAGAAAAAGCACCUGGAAUAUCUGAUCUCGGCCACCAAUGCGACCAACGUGAACAUCCCUCAGAUGGCUGACACUCUGUUUGAGAGGGCCACCAACGCCAGCUGGAUUGUCGUCUUCAAGGCCCUCGUCGCCACACACCAUAUGUGUGUCCAUGGCAAUGAGAGGUUCAUCCAGUACUUGGCCUCCAGGACCGCUCUGUUCAACCUGAGCAACUUUAUAGACAAAACAGGUUCCAACGGCUAUGACAUGUCUACGUUCAUCAGACGUUAUGGCCGCUACCUCAAUGAGAGGGCCUUCGCCUACCGCCAGAUGGCUUUCGACUUCACCAAAGUCAAAAAGGGUGCUGAGGGGGUGAUGAGGACAAUGACUCCAGAAAAGCUGUUGAAAGGCAUGCCUGUCCUGCAGACCCAGAUCGACACACUGCUGGAGUUUGAUGUCCAUCCCAAGGAGCUGAAUAACCCUAUCAUCAACGCAGGGUUCCUGCUGCUCUUCAAGGAUCUGGUCAAGCUGUUUGCCUCCUACAACGAUGGGGUCAUCAAUCUUUUAGAGAAAUACUUUAAGAUGAAGAAGAGCGACUGCAAGGAGGCCUUAGAGAUCUAUAAGAGGUUCCUGACCAGGGUCACCAAGAUCGGAGAGUUCAUGAAGCUUGCUGAGACUGUCGGAGUGGACAAAAAUGAUAUUCCUGACAUCAACUAUGCUCCCAGCAGCAUCCUGGAGUCUCUGGAGACACACAUGAACAGUUUGGAGGGGAAGAAGGGUGAAGGGUCUCCAACAAAGGGGUCCCCUACCAAUAACGUGUCUCCGACCUCCACCCCCGCCAAAUCUGCAGCCGCCGUGCCCACCCUAGCGCCACCACCUGAAGAAGCCACCGAUUCUCUCUUAGAUCUGGACCCUCUCUCCUCCUCUGGUCCGUCAGUAGGAGCCUCAGCAGCCCCUACAUCCUGGGGAGACCUCCUUGGAUCAGAAAUGGGCGAGUCCAUGCUUCCUGACCCCRCCCUAGCUGUAGAACCCGUCCCCUCUCCCGCUGGUGUAACGUCCACCCCUGCAGCUGCGGAGCCAGGAGUCUCUCUGGCUCCUCCCCCUAGUGCGGCCGUGGCCGCCGCCCCCACCCCCGGCGCGACGAAUAUGGAUCUGCUGGGAGAUGCGUUUUCGACCCCUGUUCCCACCUCUGAUGCCUCUGCUGAGGGCGGAGCUCCGGCCUCCACGCCAACCCCAGCCGCCAACGCUGCUGCCGACCCCUUUGCCCCCUCUGGUGGUAGCUCAGAUGCAGUAGGCCCAGGGCUGGACCUGUUUGCCAUGAUGCCUAUGGAGAACAACUGCUUUAACUCAGUGGAACCCCCUUCUGCCCCCUCAUCCACCAUCACAGCACCUAUCCCCCCCACCACCCCAUCGAUAGACCUCUUGAGUGCUAUGUUUGAUUCCUUGCCAGAUCCAAGCUUCACCAAAGCAGACCUUGCCCCCAGUGUUGACAUGUUUGGAGCAGAUGCCUUCUCCUCCCCUGCCCCUCUCUCCUCUGCCCCCCCAAUGGACAAGGGGGUGAUCAUGGACCUGUUUGGGGACUCCACUGGUGGAGAGACCAAGCCUGCUGCCCCUGCAGCUGCCUCUGGUGCUGAGCUGAUGGCAGCGUUUGAUGGUCUAGGGGAUGUUUUGAUGCCUUCUAUGACACCCCAGGCCGUGGCAGCCUCGUCUCCAGUUAAAUCUAUGGGAGGAGACCUGGACGCCACCAUGGCUAGCAUGGCUAGCAAUCUGGGAAUGGGGAGCCAAAAACCGGGGGAGAACACGAUGGGAGGCUGGUCAACUCCUCAGGUAGCUCCUCCCAGUUGGAACGCUCCCAUGGUAAAUGUUGUCUGGUUCAUAUAGCAUGGAGUGCAGCGACAUGGCAAUGACGGGCAUGGAAUGGAACAAAUUACACGCGCCGUUCCUCUCUGACUCUCCAGGGUGGUCCAAUCACAACACUGGGAAAAUGGAAAUUUGGAGUUUGGCGUUCGGUUUAAAAGGGGUGAACAUUUUGUGGGAAAACUAUGGGUUGGAUUGGGAAUAACCCCUGGAGAGCUCUGAGAGGGCUGAUGUUUGUCCCAAAYUAAGGAGCUGCUUGGAAAACCACUUCCCGUUUCUUCUCUUAUGGUUCUGACCUCGAGCAAGCCACAUGACCCUUCGGUGACCCCGAAAUGCCCUGCUCAUCUGCAUAUAUCUUUAUUUCUAUCCCCAUUGGCUUUCUUUARAAACAGCUCCACUUCUCAGGGUCCAAACAAAACACACUACAAAACAGUCGCAUUUAGAUCACUUUAGCUUCAUMAUUUAAUAAGCUGCACUUACCAUUGCUUCACUUGGCCAAAAAGCUUUCGCUAUAGGGUCUAUAGUUGCUGUAUUGCCCCAUGGCUUCAGCUGUUAAUUUAGCCAAAGCCUUACUACUAGAUAUAAAAAUCUGAUAUUUAGUUGCUGAUUAAACUGGUCUGCCUGAUCAUGUGUUCCUAUAAUUGACCCUGUGCUCUUCAAAUGCUUCUGCUUGAGCAAAUCACCUGAACCAGAUUUUAGAGGCUAGGUUUUCUAUGUGAUCUCUCUCUCUCUCUCUCUGUGUUGAAUCUGUUUUAAUGAUGUCUUUGUCUGU